AUCAGCUGCAUCCAAUCACAGCUGAUCGCUGAUCAUCAGGGCACUGAUAAUCAGUGCUCUGAUGAUCAGUGUAGCCCCAUCAGUGCCAUCUGUCAGCGCCCAUCAAUGCCAUCUGUCAGUGCCCAUCAAUUUCACCUGUCAGUGCCCAUCAAUGCCACAUACCAGUGCACAUCAAUGUCACAUAAAAGGUGCCUACCAGUGCACAUCAAUGCCACAUAUCAGUGCCCAUCAGUGCCAAUCAGCCAAUCAC
Messenger RNA from Staurois parvus, 250 nucleotides. NCBI's taxonomy places the organism in Eukaryota, Metazoa, Chordata, Amphibia, Anura, Ranidae. The record is from the annotation of a GenBank genome assembly.